AUGGAGAGUGUGGCGGUGACUUGGAGCAGAGAAGAAGAGAAAGCCUUCGAGAACGCAAUUGCGAUACAUUGCGUUGACGACGAUGUAACAGAGGAUCAAUGGAUGAAAAUGGCGUCAAUGGUUCCAACCAAAUCCUUGGAAGAAGUCAAGCACCAUUACCAGCUCCUCUUCGAAGAUAUCAUGGCGAUCGAGAGUGGACAUGUUCCUCUACCUCAUUAUAAUGACAUCAUCGACGAAGCAGCAGCAAAUUCUCAGGCUAGAAAAGACUGUCCUGCCUCCGGAUCAUCGGAGAAGAAACCAAUUCAUGGAGGUAGCUCCAAUGGAGGAAGAAGUGGUGCCUCCAAAGCUGAGCAAGAGAGGAGAAAAGGGAUUCCAUGGACUGAAGAAGAGCAUCGGUUGUUCCUUUUGGGUUUGGACAAGUUUGGGAAAGGAGAUUGGAGAAGCAUUUCAAGGAACUUUGUCAUCUCAAGAACACCAACUCAAGUGGCAAGUCAUGCUCAAAAGUACUUCAUCAGGCUUAACUCGAUGAACCGAGAUCGGAGAAGGUCUAGCAUUCAUGACAUCACCACUGUGAACAAUCAAGCUCCUGCUGUUACAGGAGGAGGAGGAGGAGGACAGCAGCAAGUGGUCAAACAUAGACCACCAGCUCUGCCACUGCCACAGGCUCUGCCGCAGCAGCAGCAGCAACCACAGCAUCCUGGUGUAACGAUGGGGAUGUAUGGUGGUGCGCCAAUGGGACAACCGAUCAUCGCACCACCUGAUCAUAUGGGAUCAGCUGUUGGAACACCUGUGAUGCUUCCACCUCCAAUGGGAAGUCAUCAUCAUCAUCCUCACCCUCACCAUCAUCUUGGAGUUGGUCCUUAUGCUGUUCCUGCUUAUCCUGUGCCACCGUUACCGCAACAACAUCCAGCUCCAUAG
Messenger RNA from Microthlaspi erraticum, 918 nucleotides. The record is from the annotation of a GenBank genome assembly. NCBI's taxonomy places the organism in Eukaryota, Viridiplantae, Streptophyta, Magnoliopsida, Brassicales, Brassicaceae.